Molecule: messenger RNA, 4793 nt
Organism: Cydia strobilella
Lineage: Eukaryota; Metazoa; Arthropoda; Insecta; Lepidoptera; Tortricidae
Product: sodium-coupled monocarboxylate transporter 1
Exons: 12
Coding region: 125-2230 (701 amino acids)
Biological process (GO): sodium ion transport; transmembrane transport
Cellular component (GO): membrane
Molecular function (GO): symporter activity
Source: RefSeq, a predicted model, not a curated record
AAACAGUCUACGCCACCGCGCCGUUCCGGUCGCACGUACCACGCGUACAUUUAUCUCGUAACCCGGUAGUGCAUUAUACUUUGGGACCAAAGCCAAUAGCAAGCUAUAUUCGGAACACACAACCAUGGCGACAGGCUGGCUAGCUUGGGAAUGCGUAGUGUUUGGCGUGUUCGUGUGCGCGACGUCGUGCGUGCCGCUGUGGCGCGCGCGCGGCGCCCGCGCAGGGGGCAGCGCGAAGCGCGCGUACAUAUUCGCGGGCGGCGGGGUCAGCACGCUGGCUAUGGUGCUGUCAGUCGCUAGGGGAACGCUUGGAGUUAGAAGCUUUUUGGGUUUUCCAUCAGAGCUGGUGUACCGAGGGUCCGCGAUGUGGGAGACCCUGUACGGGAUGAUCCUGGCCUUCCCCCUCGUCUGCUGGGUCUUCGUGCCGGUCUACUACAGACUCCAGACCAACUCCGUGUACGAAUACUUACAGAUGCGAUUCCACUGCGCCUGGGUCCGCCGACUGGCCGCAGCCACGUUCCUCAUCCGCCAACUCUUGAACCUCGCUGUGACAGUAUAUACUCCCACGGUUGCCCUUCACGCGGUACUAGCACUGCCUCAUUGGGCAUCAGCUGCUGCGCUCACGGCGGUUGGGAUCGUAUUUAACCUGCUUGGGGGACUCUCGGCUGCUAUCAAGGCCGACGUGAUACAAACCAUGACAAUGAUAAUAGUGAGCGGCGCCUUCAUAAUCCAAGCGACCAUCCGCGCCGGCGGCCCGCAGAAGGUUCUAGAAGACAACAUAGACGGAGGAAGGCUACAGUUCUUCAAAUUCCAUUGGGAUCCAACCAUCCGCGUAGACACCCUCUCCGCCAUCGUGGGCCAACUCUUCAUGUCUCUCUCUAUCUAUGGCUGUCAACAGACCUUCGUCCAGCGCUACUGUUCCAUGAAUAGUGAAGCUCGAGUCCGGAGAACCCUGCUAGCUAAUGUCCCGGCUGUGGGGGUUCUCUUCAGCAUGUCUUGGGUUGUUGGUAUGGCGCUCUACGCUGUCUACAGAUACUGCGACCCUCUGACGUCCGGCAGAAUCGCAGCUCCUGAUGAGGUCCUACCGUUCUACGUGCAGGAUCAGUUUGGAUUCCUGCCUGGGAUGCUGGGACUGUUUCUGGGAAGCUUGUUCAACGGAGCUUUGAGCUUCCUGGUAUCCAAUGUGAACUCUUUGGCUACGGUGACGUGGGAAGACUUUGUGUCUGCUGCACCAGCAUUCCAAGGCAUCUCUGAUAAGCAGCAGCUUACUGUGAUCAAGAUCAUUGGAGUGAUCUAUGCCAUCAUAAUCAUGUGCCUAUCCCUCUGCGUGGGCAUGGUCGGUGGUGUCAUCGAGGGCUCCAUGCUCGUCACCUCCGCCACCUCAGGAGCCCUACUCGGGGUCUUCGUCCUCGCCACACUGUGCCCUAUCGCCAACGGCAAAGGAGCCUUGUGGGGCAUGAUCGCAGCACAUUUUAUAACCACGUGGAUGGCUGCUGGACGAUUGCUAUAUGUGGAUACCAGUGUGGCUAUGCUGCCGUUGUCUGUUGAUGAGUGUCCCAACGGAACGAUGAACGUGUUCCACAAACCACUACCAGUCGGAGUGAACCAGACGCUGAUGCAGCUGGAACACCUGCUGCAAAACAUGAACACGAGUCGCGUGUACGUUCCCCAGGAGUCUGCGUUCACCACGGCUCUCCACCGCAUGUACUCCGUGUCCUACAUGUGGUACGCGGUCAUCGGCACAUUCACCUGCGUCAUCAUCGGUUGCAUCAUCGGAGCCAUCACCAGUACUGAUGCGGAUGUCUUCGAUGAGCGUCUCUUGCAUCCACUUGUUGCUACCAUUUAUAAUAAGAUGCCAGGAAAAAAACGCACCUACAGCAACGAGAAAGCCAAAACUCCAGAAAAGGACUCCAGUGAAAAAACUGACGUCACAUUAGCCGAAGAUUUAAAAGAAACAAGCCCUGCCAAGAUUCCUAGCCCUGCUGUAAAACGACGAGAAAAAGAACAGCCAGAUCCAAUUUUUGCAACGAGUAGUAGUAAAGAUGCUGCGCCGACAGUAGAUAUUAAAAAGGCGUUUUUAAGUCCAGCUAAGAUUGCUAUAACAACUGUAAAAACACAGCCAAAGGAAGAGCCAAGUCCGGCUGCUUUUGCAACGACGAGUAGCAGACAUUUUGAUGCUUAUGAUACCAACGUAAGAGAAUCACCACUGCCGGUUAGGACACGGUUGUGAUGACAUUUAUUCUAAGAGAUUUGUUAUAGAAUGUUAUUGUUAUAAGACACAGGGAAUAUUACUGAGAAGAGAAAAGGCAAAGUUAAUGAUAGUACUUUUGAAACGUAUGAUUUGAAGACAGAAGUUUUGAGAACUGAUGAAAAAGCUAGAUUUCAACUUGGUUUCUCAGUAGGUAUUCGUAUCUAUUAACGCAAACCUAAUUAUAUCAAUUGAAGGUUGCAAUAUUUUCUUAGAAUGGUUCUUUAAAUUUGAUGGAAUGGACUUGCCUUAAACGUAAAGCAUUUUUAGUUGUGAACCGCACACAAGGCGCAGAUAAUAUUAUAGUCCGUACCACAUUGGAGCUCCAUGAGCUACAAGUACUGCUUGUACUAUUCUGUGCUUUGAGUGUUAAGCUUUAGUUAUGCUAUAGAAUGGUUAAAUUAACCAUUUUAAUAUUUAGUUUACUUAUGUUGAUCUGUGGUACUUUAAGUGCCUUUGUCGAAUUAAUAUUUAUAAUAGAAUAUAGGCUUUCAGUAUUUGUGCUGAUAAAUGACUUAUUUAUAAGUUUUAAAUAUUAAUUAAAUCAUUUAGGUAAUUAAGUAAAAUGCGUGUAGAGGAUGUUGAAAACGUGUGAUCCAAUAGUUCGUUAUAAUUUAUCAAAGUCAAAGGGUCUGGCCUGGCCCUAUGAUCUAUAAAUUUAGAAUAGAAAAGAAUAGAUAAAAAAUAAAUAAUUUAGAUAACAAUACAAAUAAGACAGAUAAGAAAUUCAAGGAAGUAAAUAAAACAGAAAAAGAGAUGUGAAGCUGAAGUGGUCUCCACUCAGCAACGCGUUCAUCGUUCCGUUGGGACACUCCUGCAUAUAAAAGAAUAGAAUAUAAAUCAAUUAUUCAGACAACAAUACAAAUAAGACAGAUAAGAAAUUCAAGGAAGUAAAUAAAACAGAAAAAGAGAUGUGAAGCUGAAGUGGUCUCCACUCAGCAACGCGUUCAUCGUUCCGUUGGGACACUCCUGCAUAUAAAAGAAUAGAAUAUAAAUCAAUUAUUCAGACAAAAAUACAAAUAAGACAGAUAAGAAGUUCAAGGAAGAAGUAAAUAAAACAGAAAAAGAGAUGUGAAGCUGAAGUGGUCUCCACUCAGCAACGCGUUCAUCGUCACAUCAUCGUCGUCGUAUUCAUUAUCAUAAUCAUAUUUAAUGUGACAUACUCUUAAAUUAAAACGAGACUUUAAUCUUAUCAUAAUAUGUAUUAUGAUUGUUAAUAAAAAUCACUGCUCUGAGGUGUUGGCCAUUUGCAAAAACAACAUAAUUCUUCUUAUUCAGUCGGGCAAAAUGCGUCCAUACGAGCAAACUGCGCCUACCAUAGGUACAACAGAAAGUAAAUGGUUAAGAGGUGGAGGUAAGAGGAGGAACGGGAGCGAUUUACUAUCUGUUGCAUCUAGGUUAGGCGCAUUUGUCCAUAGGCGUGACAUUCGGAUUCAGACUAUACCAGCACCAGUUACUGCCGACUGCAUUACUGCCGUAAAUGUCAAAAUCAAUGUUACUGCCUGGAUUUUUGACAAUGCAGCAAUGCAGUUGUCAGUAAUGUCGCGCUGCAAUACUGCAGCAGUAAAGCUGGUGUAGUCUGAAUCCGAACGGUACCUUAAUUAUUGCAACGUUAUUGCUGCAGUAAUAACCUCCUAAGGCCCAAGGUCCUUUUUUUUGACACAGGGGUAAAUGCAUUUACGCAUCUCACCCUCGGGCUGGGGAAGCUCAUUGGGGGGGAAGUAUGUGGGACUCGCUCCUCCCGUACCUCCUCUAACCAGAGGAUGGGGAGGAGAAUUAAAUACGCACUAACAUCCCCUGCGGCGUCACCCUCUCAGACGUUGCAUGGGGGCAUCAUGGUCUCGCGCAUUCAUUCUUCCACCAUGCCCCCCGGAGGCCCAAGGUCCUACCCAUAGUACCUACUUCUUCAGUUCAAUGAAAUUUAAACCAUAUUCACUUGGAAUAAUUGCUUCUUUUGUUUCGUUAAAUUUUCAAACAAAUAAAAAUCAACCCUAUUCCCUGCACUAUAGGUUCAAAUUUCAGUGGCAAAUUUUUUUUUUUUUUUUUUUUCAUUUGUAUGGCUGGGCCUUAGGAGGAUAAAGCGGGUGAUGACACUGACAAUUUCCUUGAUGAAGAGUAUUAUAUAGUUUAAAUGUUCUAAUCGCUGCAGUAAUUCUGCAAUAAAUGUCACUCAUUUUAUAUAAAAAAAAAUACAAUGACAGCGCCAGCGUCAAGGCCAUAACAGUAAAAUCGCAACAGUAAUGUUGCUGCAGUCGUCAUCCGAAUGUAAUUUUUAUUUAACCUAGAAUUGAUUAAGACAUUAAAUAAAAAACAUAAAACGGGCUGCGAAAAUAUAGAUUUACUUAUGUGAUCUUUCUCAGUAUUAGUUAGUUUAGUGCGCGUAAGUUUUAACUAUUAGAAAUAAGAACUGAAUAAGAAUAAAUUACUGUAUCAUAUAAAAUAAAAAAACUCAAUUAAGUGUAUGUUUGACUGAGUGCCAAUAUUUUUGUAAUAAUUAUUAUGAUACUAUUGUGAUAAUAAAGUGCAAUAAAUAUUUUUGAUUAUU